Messenger RNA from Xyrichtys novacula (pearly razorfish), 12531 nucleotides. NCBI's taxonomy places the organism in Eukaryota, Metazoa, Chordata, Actinopteri, Labriformes, Labridae. The record is from the annotation of a GenBank genome assembly.
ACUGCUGAUCGUCCCGAUGCGCACAAAGCGUUUGGGGCUGCCGUGCGCGAUCAGAGAGAGAGAGAGAGGUGGAGAGAGAGAGGUGGAGUGGGAGGGAGCGAUGAGGUGGAGGUGAAUGGCAGGAUGACUGAAUAGCCCAGUGACCAAUCAGAUCGUCGAUGGGCCGGGCUCCACAUUUUGACCCAGCACUGCACGGGCCCUCAAAGUUUGUUUAUUCGCGGAAUGCAGUGUGUGAUGAAAACGUGUUAGUAAGUGACCCCCCCUUUCGACUCAUAACAAUCAAAUGAAACUGAUUGGGACGUCGGAAUACGCCGUGGACUUUUGGGAACGAGAACCGGUGCCAUUUACGCACGGAACAUGCUCGCGCGACGCUGCAUUUGAGCGCACCGGGAGCCUCGAUUGAAGAAACUCUUGAGAGAGUAGGUGUCAGUGUGUGCAGCACGAGAGCUGAACUCCAGCGAUCUGAGCGCGAGAGCGGAGGACGGACUACCACCGACGACUUUUUUUAGAGAGAGGAAGAAAGUUGGCGGAGCUCGCGGGGGGCUCGAGAAGUAAACGUCCACUCAGACAUCAUCUUUUUGGAGGCAAAGAAAAACUCUGAUCAGUGCUUGAUCGAUGAGAAAGACUGAAGAUAGUGUCGCAGGCACGCUGACAUUCCCCUGUAUGUAGUAGUGAAGAUAAGCGUUGACUCGGCCAACAGAAGGGGUUAACGCAGAUCUGAAGGGAGUUUGGAAAAGCCUGCCUUUCUUCGCGGUACGGAUCAACUCAUUGGGUGGGAGCUGAGAGAGAGACAAGAGUCCCCAGCAAAUCAGGAGCUAAUUGAUUAAAGAGACUUCAUUUGAAUAGGAGGGGGGCUGGCGAGGUGCCAAUCGCCUUUCAAAGAAGCCCCCCCUCCCCCGUAUGAUUAAUCGCAGAGCAUUAUUGAUAAUCAUAACGCGGCACAUGCGCGGUGGAUGGGCUCGAUUUACGUAAUUUUUGAGAAGGUUUUGUAGUCAUUUUUUUAUUCUUCGCCUGCUGAUGUGCCAGCCAGCAUGUCGCGGAGGAAACAAGCGAAGCCACAACACUUCCAAUCCGACCCUCAUCUGCCCUUAUCGGAGCACAAUGGUGAGUCCGAGGGACAUAUCGCUGCCUUUAUCCCGGCAGCGUCAAUGUGUCACUUUUUACGCUCUUUUCUCCUGCCUACUCUGAGCACAUGUGACGGUAAAAGUUUAGACUCUGAAUUGGACCACAGACUUUACUUUUGUCUUUUUCUAUUUCACCUCCGUGAUCCUUGUUACCUUUUAGGAAAAGCAGAUCUCUCGAUUCUCUGAGUGACUCUGUAUUGGAGCUGGACAGGAAUUUGAAACUACUUUUUAAAAUGUCUUUCUACAUUUAAGAUCAGCUUUUCAACAUCCUACAGAUUUAAUCCUGAAAAGAAGAAGUUAAAAGUUAACAGUUCUGUAUUUAUGUUAGGGGUAAAAGUUUCCAAACUUUUAUCACAUCAGCUCGGCUCAAAAUGCUGUUUUUCUAUCUUGUUUUCUCCUCAAACAUGCUCAGGGAUGAGUGAUCGUGCCUCAUCGAGCUCUCUCUGCCCUCAGCGUCGUCUCCUCUCCGCGGAGAGAGAGUCAGAGAGCUCCGUGUCCCUCCGACCGGGGAUCCAACUUUUCUUACGUCCAAGACACUCAAACUCGAUUCCCGCGAAACAAACCUGUACUCCUCCGUGUUUCUAUACUUCAAUCUUUAGUUAAAAAAAUGAUCACAGUAAUUCAUCUGCUGUUUGAGCGCCAGCGUCCUUAAUCGUAAAAAGUUGGAUGAAAGGAGCUGUAACAGUUUUGAGGGCACAGACCAACACACAUCACAACUAUCAAACUGAGUGUGAAAAUACUGAGUCUAAAGCCGCUUUAAAAAGUUACUGUAGUACUUUCUACAUGAUUAAAACUAGUUUUAUUUGGACAUAAGGGAUAACCUCAAAAUGAAGUCAUAAACUGACUCGGUAUUUGACUUCUUGGAGCUCGCGCCUGAACGACAGAUCUGGCCUUCUGUUUGGAAAAAUUCACUCUGAUCAAUCUUUAUUCUCAAAGUGAAAUACUCUUUUCAAAAUGCUGCUGUAAGGUUUGCCGUAAAAUCAAUAAAUGCAGUGAUAUUUUCAGAGCUCAAAGUGUAGGACUGUGAUCUUGUGCUUUAGAGUUUCACUAUCAGCUUCAGUCAGUCAAACAAGAAAACAAAAAAAUAGGCUGUAAGCUUUUUAUAUACAGACAACAGGCAAGUCCUAAAAUGUUUAAAGAACAUAAAGACUUGUUCACAAAAGGAGAUAAAUUACAGUCGGUGUUUGAAAACAGGAGGUUGCUGUAACGACCAUCGUUGUUGGCCGACUUUGGUUCUCUAAAUAAAACGGCUCUCUGCAGGAAAUCGUCAUAAUUUACUUUGGAUGAUUUUAAUAAAUAUUUCUAAAUGAAACGGAGGCUCGUAGUCGGACUGACAUGACGUGAUCAUGUCCUAAUUUUGCUCUAUUAAGCACGAGUUUGUUUUAUUAUUUAUUAAUGUAAUUCGUCCAGAUUAAAAAAAAACAGCGUUAUGACAGCAUAGAGAUAAAAUGAAAAGACAUUAGUAAUUUUAGAAAGGCCUGUUGGACAAGGCCUGUAAAUUCAAUAUGGGCAAUUUGAAACUCUCCUAGCCACUUUGUGUCCAGCACUGCCUGAAAAGCAUGUGCAGGUAAUUUAAGAGAAAAAUCUGCUUCUUUCUGGGAAUGUCAUACAUAGAAAAAGUAUUUGCUGCAAAUUUCACGUGAUUUUUAGGAACUUGAUGAUGAAUGUAGGACGCAGUUCAUUCCUGACUUUCUGUGUUUUCUGCAUUUUCCUUUAAAUCUAAUAAACUCUAAUGAAGAGUCCUUUUUGUUAGGUGGACUGCAGAUUGCAAAAAUUCCCAAUUAUGCCCGCUGCUGUGACAAGUGUUGAACUUUUGCAAAUAUCUAGUGUGUAAUUACAAGGGCAUGGUCAUGUUUUCUUUAGCUUCAGGACUAUUAUACUGACAGAGCUCAUAACAAAUGUGCUGUGUGUCUCCUUUAGGAGCCGGAAGUGAGAACAGAAAGUCAUUGUAUUUGUAGCUGAAUAACAGAGAUGCUGAGGGCCCUGGUUACUGGGAGGUCGGAGUGAGAGCCACAGAGGGUGGGAUGUUGAGCUGUUUUAACCUUUGCCUGUGUCCCUCUGUGUGGAGGUGAGGGAAGUUCAGGGCCCAGUGUGUUCCUCUCUACCUCACCAUUGACCCCUCUGAUCUGAGCUGCAGGCUCCCUGGCGAGGCCCUUGCUUUUUAUUUAAGUUUGUGUGAGUGUUUGUAUGUGUGAGGCCUUAUCAAUGUUGUGGCCGUCCCCUUUUGCCCUAUCAGAGUGGCCCCCUAGAGGGGAGAUUGGCAGGGCGACCCGCUUUGCACUGUUGUUCCUUGCAAACAGAGAGUGCGGUUGCUUGUCGUUUUGCCAGUGUUGAUGUGGUGGGGAGUCUAGGUGUAGCCUGAAGGACUUGCUUUGCCUUUUUUUUUUCUCCUCCCUCCCCUUGAGCUUUAAGCAUGUCACCGGGGCAGAGUUUCUCAGACGUGAGUCUCGUCCUGGACCUCGGCACUUUUAGUGGAACCCCAUCUAGUGUUCAGUGGCUGGAGACGAUGAAAGCAGAAACCCUCCUGAAGUUACAAGUGUCAAGAGGCUCACAGAGGCCCCCCGCGAAAAAAUAAUGUAGGAUCUCUCAAAGAUCGCCGUCAACUUUUUUUUUCCACUAAUCCUCGCUUUCUUGGCUCUCAUAUUCACCCUUUGGUCACUGUCUUUGAGGCUUUGCCUUCUACUCUUUGUCUCUCCUGACGCCCUUUAGCUCUGUGCACUGCUUACACCGUGCUUCUCAAAGAGGUUCUAUGGAAGUUUUACAGACUCCAUCUUUUCUACCAGCUUGACUUUAUCUUAAUUUUAAUUCGAAGUUAAUCCUUGCUAUUUUGGGAAUUAAGCCUAAUGCUAGCAUCUGUGCUGUUUGCUAUACUCGACUUGUGUGGACAGUGGAUUUGUGAUCAUGCAUUGAUUUAGUUUUGAUUGAAUUUCAUUUUGAGGAGACUUUUUGGUCAUUGAGUGUAGGCACACACAUUACACAGCUGUAGAUGAAUCUCUGUACCUGCAGACAUUUAAGUUGAUGAAUUAUCAUUAUAACAUAAUUUUUUUUUGUACUUUAAGGUUAUUUUCAUUUUAUCCUCUCACAUUCCAGACUAACGGUAUAGGUGGAGACGGAGGGAUUGUGCACUGCUCUCUCUCAAGGCUUUUUUUAAUUCCUCCACCUCCUCAAAUAGUAAAAUUCACUGGGUAAUUUUGGAGAAUAUGGCAUCUUUUAUCUUUCUGUUUUAUUUUUUACAAUUACAUAUUCAAAUUAUUGUUGUAUUAAUUAUGAGUUUUUUGCGUGCGUUUUAAAAUGACUGGUAUUUGAGUCUUUUGACUAAAAAAAUGUUUGAAUGCGUGCUGAAAAAAAGUAUUGUCACUUGUGUGCGUAUGAUAUUCUAUAUGAUCAAAAUUAAACUCUUUCUAUUGUAUCAGUGAAAUGAUUAAUGCAUUAAAUUUAAGCACACGCCAUUAUUUCUCAAAUAACACGUAUAUAUUUAAACAUAUCAAUAACAUAUAUUCAGUGUGUUGUUUAUUUUUCCUCGUGCUCUGCGUAGACUCCAGCAUGAGCACACACACACAAACACUUAUACACAUGAGUGGUAUAUUUUUAUUAAUCCUGCGUCUUUCACAGUUUUUUGAGUGACAAAACUUUUUUUUCUUUUUCACGCCACUAAAUGUCAUUUGUAUGGCUUUUCAUCACACUUGUUCUUGUACUGUCAGCCUCGAGGAAAGCGAAAAGGUGUUUAUGUUUCCUCACAUUUCUCACACUGUGAUUCAAACACAUUUUUUAAAGUUGGCGGAUGGGGUGUAGGUAGACGGGUGGGGGCUGGGAGUGACUAUGGGGAUUUAACAUGAAAAGUUAUUAUUAAAGUUGAAUCUUCCCUGUUUGCAUGGUUUGGUGGUGUGAGGGCCAGGGUUUACUGUCAUGGCAACUUUGCGUUAUCUGAUGUCUGUGAGCAGAGAAACAUUGAGGGAGAUAAUCCCUGAAUUAAACAGGAUCUGCUUUGAGUCGACUGAGAUGAGCAGGGCCAGGCUGUGCCGACGAUCCCCGCCGCUCCCAUGCUGCGCGAACAAUGGGAAGGCAUCCUGUCUCUCUGUGGGGCAGGGCUGCACUUCUCUGGGUUUCAUUUGCAAAUGAAUUCUUGGCCCUGAUGAAAGUGUUGAGGGGCCGGAGCCACAAUGAAAGGGAUUCAUAGAGAAAUGCAAUUUGUAAAUCAACUUGUAUGUUAAACAGCAAGAUUUUAGUCUGACAAAGAGGGGAAAGAAUAAGGAAAGUCUGGAGCUCAGCAGUGGCUCUGGGGGUAGGGUGUCUUCUUGCCUUUUCACUCCCUGACCUGUCUGGUCAUCAAGAUGGAAAAUUAAAAAACCUGUUUCUGUGCGCAUUUGAAAGGUUGUCAUCACUUUUAAAUUUCAUCUCAGUGAAAAUGUUCUGUGGUGUUAGAUCAGUUGACUGGUAUGUCCAGUUUCUGGGUUUUGGCAAGUUUCAAAUGCAUGCAUACUUAUGCAACUUAUUUUCCUAAGUUUCUACUGAGUAGAUGAUUUAAAUAAGUAGUUUUACUCAGAAGAAUUUACUGAUGAGUGCUCUUUCUUUUGUUUGCCAGUGCUUUAGGGAUAAAGUUUAUUCAAAACUGUGGAGCCACUUCCUGACAACAUUUACGCAUUUUUAACAUCUGUAUAAGAAGGUGGACAUCUAAGCCAUAACAAAUAAUUUUCUUCUACGCGUUUCUCUGUUUACUCUUUUUCAGUUUUAUUCCUUUUUGUUUGCUCUUAGUUUUCAGUGUGUCCACAUAUACGCCUGAAUGCCACAGGCUCUGUUGUUCACAUCUAACUGUGACUGCAGCAUGAGUGGAUACAAAUUAGUUUAGUGACAUAGAUAACCUGUCCAAGAUGCCCAUAGUCUGCUGAAAAUGAGUAAAGUUGACAGCAAAUUGAAAGUCUAAUAAGUCCAUCAAAUGCUUGAUUUGCGCCAAGUGGACAAGUAGACUUUGAAGGGCAUGGAAUAUAGGAAAUCAAUGUCUUUCUAUGAAAUUUCAUUAAGGGCCAAUGUCCUCACUUCAUCUAUUCUAUAUUUUGAUGGAUUAUCUGGAGAAAAUGAUUACCUCUGGUUGGGCUGAUGAAACCCAGAUGUAAAUCUUCAAAGAUCACUUUUAGGGAAUAUUUGAGUGGUUCCCAUUGAUUUUGUAUCCCUUCUUAUCAUGUUUCCGUGGUCACUGCAUUGAAUGGAGCCUUUUCUCAUUUCUGCUGGCUUAUUGUUGCCUUUCAAUCGUUGUUUUUGUGAGCACAUCAAAGGGAUAAGUGUAAAACUGAUUAACUUAAGAUUAACAACAAUGGAAUCUGAGGAGAUAAAGCUGCUUCUUCAGCUGCAAAACAUUUCUAAUCACUAAUCCUCUGUUUCCUCUUUUUCAGGGGACACAGAACUUUGCUCAGAGGACCCCCCCUGCAAGGAGUCAGACGCCCACGUCUGUAGCAGAUGUUGCGCUGAGUUCUUUGAACUAUCAGAUCUCGAGGAACACCAAAAGAAUUGCACUAAAAAUCAGUUAGUUCUGAUAGUGAAUGAAAAUCCUGUCUCCCCCACUGGAACCUUUUCACCCGGGUCUCCUCCCCAUAAUCCCGAUGACCAGAUGAAUGACACGGCUAAUAACACUGAUCAAACUGAGUGCAGUGACCUAUUGGAGCCUAACGCUCUCGAGAAAGACGAAUCCAUGGACGUGGACGUUUCUGGAAUGAGCAGUGGUCACGAAGAGGAGGGCAGUCAUACGGAGGGUGGGAGCCCCAUAAACACAGUAAGCAGUCAUAGUGUCAGGGGCCCCUCUGGCCCUGCGGUGGGUACUUCAGCUAUCUCUGCCCCUCUACCUCAGCUCAGUAACCUGACUGAUCUGGGGAACUUCUCCAUGAUUAACAGCAAUGUUAUAAUUGAAAAUCUGCAAAGCACCAAAGUGGCUGUGGCCCAGUUCUCUCAAGAGGCUCGUUCAAACGGAGGCCCAAGAGUGGCAGUGCCAGCCCUUAUGGAGCAGCUCCUUGCUCUACAACAGCAACAGAUCCACCAGCUGCAGCUUAUUGAACAGAUUCGUCAUCAGAUACUGCUACUGGCUUCUCAGUCCCCAGAAAUGCAGGUGCCCCCAUCUUCAGCUCCAGGCACAAUGGGGCCUGCUGCCAACCCACUGACCACACUCAGCUCCCAUCUCUCCCAACAGCUGGCUGCAGCCGCAGGCCUCGCCCAGAACCUGGCCAGUCAGUCAGCCAGUAUUAGCAGCCUAAAGCAGCUGGCUGCAGCGGCACAGCUACCUCAGUCCAAUCCAAGCAGCAGUGAGUCAUCUCAGAGCAUUAGCACAUUGGGGCCAUCAACGGUCAAUGCCCAGUCCUCUGACAAGAGGCCGAGUCAUAUGAGUAGCCUCCACUCUCAGCUCAGCAACCCCUCACUAGCUAAGUCAUCAACGCCAUCAUUUGGUAUGCGUAGCUUGUUAAGCUCUGCAGUAAAUCCCCUUCUACCUCAGCCUCCACCUGGUAACCCCAUGUUCUCCAGCUCUCUGCCCAACGUUGGCACCACUGUAGAGGACCUCAACUCUUUAGCAGCUUUGGCUCAGAGGCAAGGCAAGCAGCCAAAUGUCACCUCAUUUGAACACAAGAGCAGCUCUGACGAUGCUUUCUUCAAGCAUAAGUGCCGUUUCUGCGGCAAGGUGUUUGGGAGUGACAGCGCUUUGCAAAUCCACCUGCGGUCUCACACUGGGGAGAGACCGUACAAGUGUAAUAUCUGCGGCAACCGCUUUUCCACCCGUGGUAACUUGAAGGUGCAUUUCCAGCGGCACAAAGAAAAAUACCCACACAUCCAGAUGAAUCCCUACCCCGUUCCCGAGCAUUUGGACAAUAUACCGACAAGCACAGGCAUUCCAUACGGCAUGUCCAUGCCCCCAGAGAAACCCGUCACCAGCUGGCUAGACAGCAAACCAGUUUUGCCCACUUUGACUUCCUCAGUCGGUAUGCUGCUGCCACCGACGAUGCCCAGCCUGCCACAUUUCAUCAAAAAAGAGGACAGUUCGAUAGCCAUAACUAGCCCUUCUGUUACUGCAAAGAGUGACUCAGGUGCUGCUGACCCUUCAGUUAAAAACAAUGGUGGGGCCUCUGAAGAGGGUGAAGGUGCAACUCUGCCUACCUCAAAUGAGAAAACUGAAGAAGGCAGCCACUCCUCAGGCCUCAUGACAAAUGUGAGCUCUGCUUCAGAGAGCACUGCCGAUUACACAACAUCUAACAGCCCACCCAUGAUGACAAACCCACUCAUGCCUCUUAUGUCUGAUCAGUUCAAGGCAAAGUUCCCCUUCGGAGGCAUCCUGGAUCCUCUCCAGGGCUCAGAGACCUCAAAGCUUCAGCAGCUAGUGGAGAACAUUGACAGGAAGGUGACAGACCCUAAUGAAUGUGUCAUCUGCCACCGGGUUCUGAGCUGCCAAAGUGCUCUGAAAAUGCACUAUCGCACUCACACCGGGGAAAGGCCGUUUAAGUGUAAAGUCUGUGGCAGGGCGUUUACCACCAAAGGAAAUCUGAAGACACACUACAGCGUCCACAGGGCCAUGCCCCCUCUUCGAGUCCAACACUCCUGCCCUAUUUGUCAGAAGAAGUUCACUAAUGCUGUGGUUCUACAGCAACAUAUUCGCAUGCACAUGGGCGGACAGAUCCCCAACACCCCUCUGCCAGAGAGUUACCCAGAGUCCAUGGCCUCUGACACCGGCUCGUUUGAGGAGAGAAAUUUUGAUGACAUGGACAACUUCUCUGAUGAUAACAUGGAAGGAAUGGAGGAAGGCCCAGAUAGCAGUGUGCCAGACACCCCAAGGUCAGCUGAUGCGUCACAUGACAGUCUAUGUAACUCCCCAGCUCCCCUCGAAAUGGCUGGCCAGGAGGAGCAGGAGAAAAAUGGCCAAGAGAAUGCCCACAAUAAUGAGGCAGAGGUCAGCCACAUGAAGGCUAUGGCAAAUGGCUUAGUUGAGGGAGAUUGUCUCACCAAUGACUCCUCAUCUCUGGGAGGGGAUAUUGAAAGCCGGAGCGCUGGGAGUCCAGCUGUGUCAGAAUCUACCUCCUCCAUGCAGGCGCCAUCUCCCACAAGCAUGCAUCCACAACCACACAAAUCCCCAAACCUUGAAGAAAGGCACCAGAGAGCCUUAUCUCUUGAGCACACUAGUGCAAGCCUCUUGCAUACUCACCCCUCCAACAUUGGAGCCCUGGACCUGACAUCUGUCAAUCCCUCAAAAGACCCCCUGGGCAUGAUAUUCGCCUUUCGUGAGCGUAACAUCACCAAGAACACAUCAUGUGACAUCUGUGGGAAGACCUUCGCUUGUCAGAGUGCCUUGGACAUUCACUAUCGAAGCCAUACCAAAGAAAGACCAUUUAUUUGCACGGCCUGUAACCGAGGUUUCUCCACCAAGGGCAACCUCAAGCAGCACAUGCUAACCCAUCAAAUGAGGGACCUGCCCUCACAGCUUUUUGAGCCCUCAAACACCAGCUUGUCCUCCAGCCCAACCCCCUCCCUUCUGUCUGUCGGCUCCCUCAGCAAACCAGAGGUCAAUGGCUUCCUCCAUAGCCUCCACCAAGAAAGCAAGGAGAUGCCCCUUGGCUUGGUUACAUCCUCUGCCUCCACUUCGCCUGUGCUCUCUGCUGCUCCACCACGCCGGACACCGAAGCAACACUUCUGCAAUACCUGUGGAAAGUGCUUCUCAUCCUCCAGUGCUCUACAGAUCCACGAGAGAACCCACACAGGAGAGAAACCCUUUGCCUGCAGCAUCUGUGGUCGGGCCUUCACCACCAAAGGAAACCUCAAGGUAAAUGUUGAAACAUUUAGAAAAGUGUCCGUCUCCCAAAAGUCUGUGCGUAACAAUGUUUGUGAAAGUAAGUUGAAGAGUUGCUCUUUAGUUUGUACAGAUCAGUGCAUGGCCAUCAGACUGUGGUCAUAGGUUUUCAAAAUAGUAACAUGUAUUGCUUUUCAAGAAAAAAUAACUUUGCUGUCAGGCUGAAUGACACGGCUGAUAUAAAUAAUGAGCAGAAAAUCCAACGUGAAAGCAGCUAAGAAUGAUUUAGUGCACAGAAUUCAUUUUCAGAGACCAUCAGUCCCACAACAUCCUUUGGUGUUUUUACAUGAAAGUUUUGUCCGUGUCAAUUCUUAAACCUAGUGGAAAUCUUUGGAUGCAUGUUAAUUUUUAACGGCUAUUUGAAUGUAGUUUGGGACUUUGGUUGAAACUGAUGUUAUUCAGAGAUAUAUGAGCUCUAAAUGUAAAAGUCACAGUUAAAUUAACAGAAAACUGUCUCAAGGUUUUUAGAGUUUUAAAAUGUGACUUUUUGUGAAGCAGGAAAAAAAAUCGUGUUUCUGUCAGAAAAAGAGGAGACAUGUCACGUACAGCGAGAGUGGACAGUUCAGUUUUACCAAAGGCUCUGUGCCCCCCCUGUGAGAUGAACAAAUUAUGGUUUAGAUAAAACAGCAUGUGUCAGCCUCGCCAAAAUAAGAUGUUUACACCAUGCUGGUACCUCUCACACCAUAAGCAGCUAAAUAGUCUGCUGCACCCAGGGUGUGAAGCUAUUUUAAUUUGGAGUCAAGCAUUAUUAUUAUUUUUUCCAUUGCAUCAUCUCAUGUGCAGCUCUAUGGCCAAGUUUGUAAACAUCGCUAAUUUUCAUCCCUCUCAUUGCUCUGUCUUUCCCCUCCCUCCCUUUUAUCCCACUUCUCUCUCCUCCCUUCUCUCUGUAAAGGUUCACAUGGGCACACACAUGUGGAACAGUGCUCCCGCCAGACGGGGCCGCAGGCUCUCUGUGGAUGGUCCAAUGGCCUUCUUGGGUGCGAACCCUGUCAAGUUUCCUGAGAUCUUCCAGAAGGACAUGGCAUCGAGGGCAAGCAACGGCGACCCGGCUAGUUUCUGGAACCAGUACGCUGCGGCCUUCUCCAACGGCCUAGCGAUGAAGACAAAUGAAAUCUCUGUCAUCCAGAAUGGAGGCAUCCCACCCAUGUCAGGCGGCUUGGGGAAUGGGGGUAGCUCUCCCAUCGGUGGCCUGACAGGCAGUCUGGACAAGCUGCACAGCAUGGAGCCCAAUGCAGCUCUCGCUGGUUUGGAGAAAAUGGCCAACACGGAGAACGGCGCUCACUUUCGGUUCACACGUUUCAUGGAGGACAAUAAAGAAAUCGUCACGAGUUAAAGCUUCUGUCCUCAGCUGUGCACAGACAUAUAAAAUGCCUAAAGGCAUCUUGUACACAUAUGUAGACACACACAGAAGGAGAAAAAAAAAGAAAGAGAACAGGACAGGGACAAAAUCAACUGAACUGCUCUGCUCGCCAUUGAAUCUUUACGAACACGAGUGUGAAGACAAGUUGUUUUUUUGUACAAUGUACAUGUUAUAGUUUUAAGGAGCUUAUUUAUUAGUGAUUAUAACCUUGCUUGAAACCAAGUGGAAGCAUUAACAGUUAGGUUUUUGUUUGUUUUGAAGCCAGAAUGGGUAUGUAUGGGUGCUUAAAAAAUGUGCUUUUGAAACUUAGAAUAUCUGGGUAGAUAACCUUACCUUGGCAUUAAGUUAUUUUCUGUAUGUAGUAGCUAUAACUGAACUGUUGAUGUUCAUGUGAUGCAUUAGCCCUGUAAUAAGCAAACAGAUUUGCUGUAAAUAUUGUACACUGAUCUUCUGUAGAUGGUCUAACAUCCGUGUGUUCAAGCCUCCCUCCCCUCAUCAAAGCGAAACAAUUAAAUUCAGGCAAGGGACUAAAGACUGUGUAGUAGUUCCUUUUUUUCCAAAUGCUAUUUACCGUUAUUCUAUUUAAGUUAGACAAAACUUUCAAGUUUGCGACAUUUUAAGGGGUUUCUUUAGUGUUAACUUGUUUUGUUGUUACUGUUUCUGUGUAUUGUACUUUCUACUCUUUGUUUACUUCCACAUUUUUCUUUCCUUCAGUCUCUCUUUUUUUUUUUUUUUUUUUUUUUGUUGCCCGUAUUUUGGUGUUGUGGAAAGCAAGACAGAAGGGAACAUUCGGUCUGGCCUUUUUUUUUUUUUUUUUUUUAAACUGUUUUUUGGGAACUGAGACAGCCAAUCAAAUGAGCAGGAUUCUCCUUUAGUUUCUCAGCUGGAUUUCCACAUUGCUGCUAUGUCCCAGCAUCCUCAUUGACAUCAAGUGCAAAGUUCUGUGUUGACGCUUCUGUAAAUAUGUUCAGAUGUGGAAAUACAAACUCCCUCCUUAGAAGAUGUACAUAAAGCUCACACAAGAGAAGUCCAUCAUGGCCAGGGGACAAAAUGAUAGUGUUUUUAUAAAUAUAAAUAUAUAAUGGGUUUGACAACCUUUGGACUGUUACAUGCACUUUCUUGGAAAGUUGGAAGAUCUUUAUGGGUCCAGUUUCUCUACACUUUAAUACCUACUAACAACUAAGAUACUGUAAUUCUUUACUCUAAUAAUCAAAUACAUCAGUUUUCCAAAAGAA